Messenger RNA from Thecamonas trahens ATCC 50062, 8688 nucleotides. RefSeq names its product osteoclast stimulating factor 1. Gene Ontology annotation, molecular function: protein binding; zinc ion binding. The transcript has 3 exons. The record is from RefSeq and is a predicted model, not a curated record. The coding region runs from base 1 to 8688 and encodes 2895 amino acids. NCBI's taxonomy places the organism in Eukaryota, Apusomonadida, Apusomonadidae.
AUGCUCGCACUCUGGUGGCUGACAGUCGCCAUUGUGGCGGUGGUCUUCGUUGGCGGUCUUGUUGCCGACGGCGGCGUUGCCGCCGACUCGCCACCAAACGGCCCCGAGCUGUUCAAGGACUCUAUCUUUGUAGCUGAUGCCUUUUCAAGCAUCUCCCCUCUCUACUCGCAGCCUAUUCCUUCGCGUAAUCCUAUCAUGGCCUCCGAUGUGAGCGAUGGUCCCGGCCCGAGCAGCUCGACCGAGUUCUACCUCGACUGCAGCGACUCAAUCGUCUCGUUCUCACUCGAAGUCCCGUACUUGACAGAGGUCAUGCGCAUCGAGGUCAUUCAGGAGAACGGCGGUGGUCCCCCGGUUCCACCAGGGCUGGAGCCGGUUGGAUGGACCGCCCACUUUGCGUGGGAUGAGCCGGCGACGUUUGACAACUCGGGCUUUAGUCACUCCAACACCACCAGUGGCUGGUCUGAGACCAUCGUCAUCCCUGCUCCGCGCGCGGGCCGGCUGUUUGGCAUGAUCACCAUUGUCGACAACUACGUUACAGGCGGCUCGGGUCCGUACUCGUGUCCUGGCUUUGAUCCGUCGAGCUACGGCUUUCACCCGCCAGGCGGUGAGAAGGCCGUGCAGUUUGCCGUCACUGCCGACUUGGCGUCCUGCCAGUUUGAUGGCACCUCACAGACCUACAGCCCGUACACCGACGCUGGCCUCAGCUUUGACAAGAUUGGGUCUUCGGAUGGCUGCAGCGAGGGAAUGACCCGACUUGUGUUUGGGGCCUCUGCCACCAUCGCGCCGUCGACGGCGUUCACGGACCCAUCCGAAUCACGGACCUAUGCUGGUGUCGGAUCGCUCUCACCGCCAGUCGGAUCGAUGACCUAUGCUUACUUUGUGGUCACUGGCGCUCAUGCCCGCGUCGACGUUGAUAUUUCCGGCGUCUCGAGCGCGACGUUUGGGGUCGACGUCUGGGUCCGGCGCGACGCGCUUGCUGUCCCACCUUCAGUCUUCUCCGGCUCAACGAUGACCGGGGCGCAAGACGGCCUGUAUGUGCAACAUCACCCGACGAGUGGGCCGAGCGUUCUCACGCUCUUUGCUCCUGUUCCGGGUGUCUACUUUGUGGGUCUUCAUCGAACGAGUUUGGCCGACUUUACCCUACUUGUGACGAGCACGCCUGUCGCUGACGCCAUUGCGCCUUACAAGACUGGCGAUGGGCUGGUGUACAUCGGCUUUCCGGACUUUCCAUCGCUGCCUGCUUCGGGAUCAAACCUUGUUGUGCCGAGCAAACAGCACGGCCUUCUUUCUGGCCGGCGGUACCCGAUCCAGCUUGCGCACGCGACCAACGGAUCGUCGUCGUUUGCGGUGGCGCUCUUUGCCUUUACUGUUCCGGCAGGAGCCAAGGCCUUUGACGUCGAAAUCUCGGCGUCGCACCCAUACGAUGUGGUGCUCCGCCACGGCGGGCCGCCAGUCUUUUCCAAUUCGGGCGUGGUCCAACCGGACGCCAUGGUGGUUGUCUCGGGCGUGACCGACAGUUUCAACAGUACCACCCGGCUCACCAAAGGCAUUUACUACCUCGCGGUAAUUCCAGCACCCGGCUCGCCGACCGACGCCACGUUUACCGGAAGCAUCCAAGUCGGUUGGGAUCUGUACUGCGACAGCAACUGUGACGGCCACGGCUACUGCGACAUUUUCGGAUCAACCGGAACCUGCUCGUGCUGGACCGAAGGUGAUCCAUCCUCGGGCUACUUUAACCAGGAUCGAACCGGCCCGCACUGCAAGCUGGCCGUCUGCGGCCGGCACGGAACAUGCACAGGGUGCGUCGCAGAUCCGGCGUGUACCUGGUGCCUUUCGCGGGGAGCUUGUUUGCUUGGCGCCGUCGAUGCUGCCACGGGCUUCAACGUCGCGCAUUCGAACUCGUGCCCGGCUCAGGGUGGCUUCGCCGGAGUGCUGGCUUCUCGGUUAGUGACCCAACCCGAGGUGGCUGAAGCCAAGGGCGAUUCGAGGUACGGCUCGUGCCCUGCGCCGUAUGUCCACCAAACAAUGGCGACGUAUUUGGCGGGCUUGCCCUCAACUCCUCCUCCGCCGACGCUGCCGCCGCCGCCGCCGUUUGUGACCAACUUUGCGCAGCAGCGCUCGGGCCUCGGCGAGUGGCUUGAUGCCGGCGAGUACUCAGAAACUUGCGGCUCGGUUGCCUACUUUUACGGACCGAUUCCGCGCGCUUUUGCCGCUACGUACUUUGACUCGAACAAGUUCAACACCUCGUUUGCGCUCUGCGAGUUUUACUCGUACAACCUUGCCACCCAGGCUUGGUCGGACCUGACCAGUGUGAUGGGCGACGGCGAGACGACGGGGCCUGGCUGCCGGGCACACGCGUCACUCGUCUGCUUUCCCGACGACAACCAGCUGGUAGUCAUCGGUGGCGUGGUGCCGAACGAAAACAUUUUCGGCGAGUACAUCCGUCACCGGACCGACAUGUGGUCGCUCAAUCUGGUGAGCAUGACCUGGACCCAGAUCUUCCCCAACUGCUACGACCCGCACUUCACGCUGCGGUCUCGGUCGGCCACUCCCAAGUUUGUUUCGACUCUUCCGGCAUUGUGUGCCUCGUCAGGCCUGCCGCUCGACUGGCUCUCUGACGAGCGCUUUGGCGGGAUCUACCCCGGCACUGCCGCCGUUCGGGCCUCCGACCCGGUCCUGCGCUCCAAGGGCAUCCUUGUCGCGGCGGCGUGGUCGCAUGUGCUCUCCAUCGCUGACCCGUUGCCCACGAACCUGUUUGACGCUGUGGCCGAUGUCUACUUUUUCAAUCUCACGGCUAGCCCUCCUGUGUGGCAGCGCCUCUCGUUUGGCUCUGGAACCUGCCCUCCGACGCUUGGAGGUUCAGUGGUGUACUCGGCCCCCACGGCGAGCCUUGUUUUCGACGGCGGCUACUUCCUGGGUGAGGUGGCAAGCAUUUCGGUCAGCACGACCCGCGGCAUGACGUGUGUUGUCGCGUUCUCACGAUCGCUUACGACAGGCUUGGUCGAAACGACGUCGCGGAUGCCCAUCGAGACGUCGGCGCCACAAAUGCACAAGCUGCACACGGCUGGUGUGGCGCUGAAAGACGGGCGAGUCUUAUUUGCCGGCGGCAUUGGCGUUGGCCAAUACCUCAAUGUGAUGUACCGGUCGUCGCACAUGAGCGCUGCCGGCGCCCACACGUCGAGGACCUCUUAUGGACUUGACGUCAUCUUCUCGCCGCACGACAUGUCAUUCAGCUACCUCCCGGAGCGGCCGGCGGCGAUGCGUUGGCGGGCCGGGGCGGUGCUCAUUCGAUUCCCAGAUGGCAACGUGCUCGAGCUCGGCGGCGCGGUGGUGUCCUCGGCAAGCGCGGUGACCGGCGACGACGCACCCGCCAUGGUCUUUCAGCUCUCACACAACGCUGCGGUCGUGGCCGCGGCACCCAAUCGAGCCACUCGCGCGGUGGGCGCAACGCUGCGACACGUCCCGGCCCGGGGCUCGGUAGUCCUUUUUGGCGGCGUGCCGAAGCGCGUCGAUCCUUUUGACAUUGGCCGGCUCGUCGCGGUCGACUCUGACACCAGCACCAAGCUCUCGCAAGUCUACGAGUUUGACCUCGCGAGCCAGAGCUGGGCACUGCUGGCAACAACCGGGCGCGACCCGACGACGCUGUGGUUGCUAGGUGGCUCGUGUAUCAUCGACUCGACGGUGUACAUGUUCGGCGGCAUCACUAUCGACAACGGGCUGGUUGCCGCGAGCGAUGAGCUGUGGACGCUCGAGCUGAACACUGGGGUGUGGACGCGGCAAACCACGUUUGGCACGCCUCCGCCGGCGCUGUUUGGCACCGGGGCUGUCUGCACUCCGGACGGAAGUAAGAUGUACGUUGUGUCUGGCCUUUCCGACCUGCGCUUGUUGGGGUCUGAUGACCUCAUCAUGCUUCCGACGCAGAUCUUCUCGCUGGACGUGGGUAGCAUGACGUGGAGUGUUGUGCCUGCGCCACCAGUCAACUUUCCGUUUGGCUUGCGACCAUUUAUCGUACCGGAGGCGGUGGCUGUUGCGACUGGGCGUGGGAAUGGUGAGCUCAUUGGCGUGGUGGGACCUGGUCUAAUCACUUCGCCCACGUUUUUUGGCAUCUACGGCAUGGUCUUUCUCUACAAUCCCAGUGACGGGACGUGGGUCGAGGCAACGCCGGAGGAGAACGGCAAGAACCGCGAGCUGCCGCUCUGGUUUCUGGGUAGCGUGAGCAAUGCCCGCAGCGACGGGACGGUACUGAUGUUUGGCGGUGAGGCGUUUGAGGACCAGGUCGUCAACUCGGUCCUGCAACUCUCGCUCCAUGACUGGAGCGUGCGGGCUGUGGCCCAUGUGCCGAACACCGGGACGGGUAGUGCAGUGGCUGCUAUCGAGGAAGCCUCUGUAGCGGCGCACGGCGACGCUUACUACUUUGGCGGGCAGCAGGCGAGCGAUUUUGACACGCCUGCACGGGUCUCGGGUGUGCUCCGGCGGUUCGACAUCGGUGCUGCCAUGGCGGUUGAAGCGAGCAGCGCGAUGUCGGGCACGUUCAACGUCAAGAACUCGCUGGUGCUUGAGGGACAUGGUCCCGGACUGGAGUUUAACGACCUUGUGUGUGCGUACGGCGACCUGCGAGGCGAUCCGGCCACGUUUGUGGCGCCAAACCGGGUGUUGUGUAACUUGCCCAAGGCCGCGGUAGGGCAGGCGAUGGUCCGCCUGCUUGUGGGCGGCACAGGGCUUCAGUCGCUUUCAACAGGCGUUAGCUUUACCAAGCUCGGAUGCCCGCCGGGAACAGCUGGGACGCAGAUCAGCGUUCCGUGCAUACCGUGCGGUCUUGGGGUGUACACGGAUACAUACGGCGAGGCGACAUGCAAGCUCUGUCCCGACACCCAGUACACUCCGAGCGUCGGAUCGACAACGUGCGCGUCAUGCUCCGGCGGCCAGUACUUGGCGGUGGAUGACGGGCUGGCACGGCAGUGCAAGCCAUGUCCUCCGGGUCACUAUUGGCCUAAUGCAACCGACGAGUUCGCACCGUCUGCGGUAGAGUGUACAGCGUGCGCGAUCGAUGCGUACGCGACCGAGGAGGGCUCGACCGGUUGCAGCAAGUGCCCGGCCAACUCGAAGAUCGGAACGAGCGGCGGCGACUCGGCGGACAAGUGCAAGUGCAACGACGGGUUCUGGGGCAACCUGGCAGACGGACCAUGCAAUGAGUGCCCGCAAGGCGGGAUUGCGACCUGCGAGUUUCUCAACAACGAGGUCCCUGUGCCGAACGCUGGGUACUGGCGCGACCCGGAGAACGCUGGGCUCGUGCUCGAGUGCACGCCAAAGAGUGCAUGUCCAGGCGGGGCAGCAUCAGCGUGCGCGACUGGCUACACUGGGAGGGCUUGCAGCCGGUGUACAGAAGGGUACUACCCGCUGGAGGACGAGUGCGAAAAGUGCCCGGACAACACGAUGGCGCCGAUGAUCAUUGGUGGCGUCGCCCUGCUGAUUGUCAUCAUUCUGUUUUACAAGGUGGCCGGCAAGUCGACGGGCAAGUCGUCGUUCACCUCGAUAUCGAUUGCAGUCAACUACUUUCAAACGGUUGCGCUGUUCUCGGCUUACGAGCUCAACUGGCCGGGUGCGAUUGUGACGAUCAUCAAGUGGUUCUCCAUCUUCAAUCUCAGUCUGGACGCGGCAUCGCCCGAGUGCGCCGUCUCGGUCUCGUACAAGACCAAGUGGCUCAUUUCGAUGUCAGUGCCGCUGGUGGUCGGCUUUGUGUACGGGUGUUACGUUCUGGUGCGGUGCAUGUGGUCGUCGUUGCUCUCGUGCUGCAAGGAGGCACCAGUUGAGGCUGCGGGUGCAGCGAGCUCGCGUGCAUCCCGGUACUCUUCGGGUUUAGACACGGGUAAGGGCAAGGUCGAAAUGGAUGAAGAGCAAGAGGAGGGCUCGGAUGGGGUGGAGCUUCUCCAGCGAAGCGGUAGUGCAGCCGGUGAAGCGCCGCGGGAAUCCAAGGCGGUAGUAGCGGCCUCUUGCGCGGCGUGCAAGGUGCUAUCUCGCUCGGAAAUUUGGUCGAUGGCGAACCAGAUGCUGCACGCGUACCUGAUGUUCCUCUCUUUCUACUACGCGACGAUGGCGUCGAAAGCACUGGAGCUGUUUGCGUGCAAGAAGCAGACGGACGGGACGUACACGCUCAUUGCGUAUCCGUCGAUGCAGUGCUACUCGAGUGCAUGGUGGGAGGUUUUCCCGUACGCGUUGGUCGCGGGCUUUGUGUUUGUGGCGGGGCUGUAUGCGCUGUUUGCGGUUAUUCUGGUCAAGGUCUUCCGGCCGGCGUUCCUCUCGGAAGAGGAGACGCUGUAUGAGCGAUAUCUUGCGCGGUUCGGGUUCCUUACCUCGCGGUACGCGUUGGUGUGGUACGGAUGGGAGCUUGUUGUGAUUGGGCGCAAGGUUGCGCUCAUUGCGGCGACGCUGUUCUUCCCGCAGCUGCCGACGCUCCAGGGACUUACGGGUAUGUUUAUUGUCUUUGCGUCUGUGCUUACGCACGUGUACGCGCGGCCGUUCCGCAACCGGCGCGAGAACCGGCUCGAGUUUGUUGUGCUCUGUGUCGAGUACUUUCUGCUCUUUGUCGGCCUUGUGCACUCGGACCAGAUGGACUCGGCGUCGUCGACGACGCUUGCUGUCAUUGGCGUGACAGCGAUUGCGCUCUCUGCUGCCCUCAUUCUGGUGACUGUCGGAAUGGAGGUCCGGCUGUACUACUACUCGCGACGGUAUCGUGAGGCGGCAGCGGAGCAUCCGGAGCUGUCGCAGCGGGCCGAGUUUGUGCUCACCGAGGAAGCGUACUUUGAGCUCAUGUCAUGGGUGAAAAACGACGGUGACGAGGACGAGUGCACCGAGCUGGCCAACGUGCUGGAGGGUAUGUACUUUAAGACACGUGCGCUCCGCAAGCAGCACAAGGUCGACGUGUUUGUGGAUGAGGUGCAGAAAACGGUCUCAGUCUACCGAGAGACGGCGCCCGCCGACGACGUCGAGGUGCUGGACGGACUCAUCGAGCGCAUCACCCGCCGGGCUAUUGUCAAGGACCAGCGGACGAUGAAAGAGAAGCUUUUGGCGCGGCCGUCGAACAAGGUCCAGCCAAUGCAGAAGCUCGAUGGCGAGUCCAGCUCGGUGAGCGCGGGGCCGUCCAGCUCCCCGGCGGCGCCUGGCGACGGUGAGACGACGAAGCUCAAGAGCCAGCCAGGUUCUCGGGUGCGGUCAGAUUCCAAAAGCAGCCGGGCGCGGACGAAGACCAGCCGGCGUCGUUCGAGCGGAGCGCGGCCGCGUGGAGAAGAGCCGGGCCGUAGUGCGAGCGCGACGCGUAUGGACAAGAAGCGGCCUUUGCUGGCGACGCAAGGCUCGGAUCCCGAGGUGAUGGGAGCGGCGAGCGGUGCCGCGGCACGGUCGAGCGCGACGCGUAUGGAGAAGAGGCGCUCAGUCUCGACGUCGCUGACGCAGACGCAACCGAAUCUGGCGUUUGUCCGCGACGCUGGGCUCAACAGCUCCCAGCCGCAAGCUGCAGGCAGCUUGAAGAAGCGGCGGCGGUCGUCGUCUCGGCGUCGCUCUCACGCCAACAUUGUUCGCGCCGACUGCAUUUCAAUGUCGCUCGACGAGGCGACGGCAGCCGAGCCGCAGACCGACCGGCCGACUAACUGCACGUACCUCAACGUGGCGCAGGCCAAGGUGUGCAUGGUGUGCCAGAGCAAGUACACACCCAAGGCGUGCAAGCACGACUACCAGCACACCUCGCCGCUCGACGAAGAGUGGAUGACGGCGGCGUGUGCUGGUUGUGGCGUUCAGGCUCCGUUGCCGCAGGCAGAAGAGACUGUGGAUGCUGGAGUGGCUGCGGCUGAGGCGGCUGAGGCGGCGGAUGCACCAAACGCAGCUUGGGUUUGCCUCGUCUGCUACCAAGUGGUGUGCGCUGAGUGCCGCGGGGCCCAUGCCGACGCCACGGACCACUUUCUGUACAUGGCCCGUGACGACGGCUCGCUCUUCUGCACCGCCUGUGAUGACGCGAUCGAGGACGCCGAUGGCACAUUCUGGUUUGUUCUGGGCCUUCGCAGGCAGCGCGUCGACGACGCCGUCGACCGCGCGCUAGAGAUGCCGGAGCUGGUUCUCGAGCCCGAGGCCCCGGCCGCGGGAAGCGACGACGCAAGCGGCGCUGGGAGAGCAACGGCGGCGAGCAAGGCAGUCGAGUCUGUGGAGGAUGCUGGGCCAGGCGCUGGCGCUGGCGCGGGCGCUGGCACGGACGCGGACAGCGCAGCGUAUCCUGAUGCUGCGGCGGCGAUCUUCGACUCGGGCUGGACCGAGGUGCACACGGCGGCCAAGCUGGGCGACUAUGGCAAGACAAAGCAGGCGCUGGAUGUGAAUCCGGAAGCGAUCCAUGGAAUCCACGAGCCGGAUGGGUGGACGCCGCUGUACUUUGCGGCGCACGGUGGGUUCCCGGACGUGGCCAAGCUGCUCAUCGACGCCGGCUCGUCAGUCAACUAUCAGUGCCUCCGGUACGGGUGGACGCCGCUGCAUGCGGCGGCGCAGGGCGGGUGUGUCGAGGUGGCGGAGAUGCUUGUCGCUGCAGGCUCGGAUGUCGAGCUCAAGAACAACUCGGGCGUGACCGCCAUUGAGCUGUGUGAGGACGCCGAGAUGAAGGUGCAUCUGCAGGCGUUUGUAGAGUCGGUGCAGAGCGCGGGUGAGGCGUAA